GAGCUUCCCUUACCUUUUCAAACUUCUUGGUUUGCUUCCUUUUUGCAUAUCAAAUGGCUCACAACAACAAUUUUGGGCAUUUUGCACUGAAAUUGAUUGGAUUAUUGCUAUUGGUUCAAAGGGUUCAUGGAGUUGAGUUUCAAGUGGGUGGAUCAAAGGGUUUGUGGGGAGUUCCUAAUGCUCACAGCUUUAACCAAUGGGCUGAAUCACAAAGAUUCCAAAUUGGAGACUCCUUAGUGUUCAAUUACCAAGGUGGCCAAGAUUCAGUGCUAUUAGUGAACCAAGAUGACUACAACAAUUGCCACACGGAGUCACCCAUUAAGCACUUCUCUGAUGGCCACACCGUUAUCAAGUUUGAAAAAUCUGGCCCUCAUUACUUCAUAAGUGGUAUCAAGGACAAUUGCCUUAAGAAUGAGAAGUUGGUGGCUAUUGUGUUGGCUGAUAGAACCAAGCAAUACUCUUCUCCACCCCCGGCUCCCGACGCCGGUGAAGGCUCUUCUAAGCCUCCUGAAGCGUCGGUCGAGAUGAACCCGACCCCGUCUCCGAUCUCUGAGGAACCACCAGCUAAUGGUGCGACGUCUUCUACUUCGCCUAUUGUCACCUUCUUGGGGUUGAUUGGAGUGUUUGCUACUUCAAUGGCUCUUGUUUUGUGAUUUUAUGUUGUAAUUUGAUGGUGGGGUUUUAUUUUAUGAUCGGUUUGCAUUA
Messenger RNA from Cucurbita moschata (crookneck pumpkin), 705 nucleotides. RefSeq names its product early nodulin-like protein 3. The record is from RefSeq and is a predicted model, not a curated record. The transcript is spliced from 2 exons. Bases 54 to 653 code for a protein of 199 amino acids. Gene Ontology annotation, molecular function: electron transfer activity. Lineage: Eukaryota; Viridiplantae; Streptophyta; Magnoliopsida; Cucurbitales; Cucurbitaceae. Gene Ontology annotation, cellular component: plasma membrane.